AAACAACACAAGAAAUGGGAAAAAAAGAGAGAGAAUAAUUAAUGCUUGUUCCUUAUUUGUUAGACGUCCAUAGCAAUGGCGGCUGUCACUGGAAGAUCUGGAGAGGCAAUAUACGCUAGCAGUGAGCAUGUGAAUGCAGUAACUUUUCAGUCUCACUUAUGGCGCAAUGGUUAGGCAGUUGCUCACUGACAUUGAAGACGUCGAGGAAGUAAACAAGCAGCUUGAUCAAAUGGGUUAUAACAUUGGAGUCGGAUUGGUUGACGAGCUUCUGUCAAAAACCAAUAUCUCUAAAUGUACCAACUUCAAGGAAUCUGCUGAAGUGAUUGCAAAGAUUGGUUUUAAGAUGUUUCUUGGCAUCACUGCAUCUGUUGGCAAUUGGGAUGCUGAUGGAAUGUCGUUCAGUUUGGUUAUGGAGGAUAACCCAUUAAUAGACUUUGUUGAACUUCCGGAUACAUAUCAGGCGCUGAAGUAUUGCAACCUUCUGACUGGAGUAGUUCGAGUAGCUUUGGAGAUGGUUAACAUGAAAACUGAAGUUACCUGGGUACACGACGUGCUGCAGGGGGACGACGCAUAUGAGUUACAGGUAAAACUACUAAAGCAGCUUUCAGAAGAAUACCCUUAUAGAGAUGGAAAUUAAACUGCCUUUCCCAUUUGCAAUUGUUAAAAGUGAUUUUUGUGCAUCGUUAGAAC
Messenger RNA from Carica papaya (papaya), 690 nucleotides. RefSeq lists its product as uncharacterized. NCBI's taxonomy places the organism in Eukaryota, Viridiplantae, Streptophyta, Magnoliopsida, Brassicales, Caricaceae. Gene Ontology annotation, biological process: Golgi vesicle transport. The record is from RefSeq and is a predicted model, not a curated record. Gene Ontology annotation, cellular component: TRAPP complex.